CCCUAUACGUGUGUGUACAUAUUCUUGCUACGGUCAAGUGAACCAAAUUGAAUGAGAUGUAGAAUUAGUUAAUGCUUUGACGAAAACCCACGUCUUUUUUGCCUUCUCUAUCUCUUUUUCUCUCUCAUUCACGGAUAAUCAAAUGGUGACAAAACGUGCGCGCUCUGGCGAGUCGAAAUUUUCUGCAUCUCUCUUGUUGCUGGCCUAUAAGCAGCAUUAUCUAAGACUAGAAGUCUUGUGUUAAUGUUAGUUUAGGACACUUUUGAAACUCACUUCUCGUUCCAAAGCAAGAAAUUCAACCUUUCAAUUACUGAUCUACAAGAAAAUUUGAAGAAAACAAAGAAAGCAGUGGCAUAUAUGAAUACAACAAUAUAUGUAGAUAAAUGUAUGUAUAUUCGAAGAAAAAAGUACGGCACACAACCACACUCAGCACGCAUUGAAAACAUCUGAGGAUUUUUGUCAAGUCUACUUCUACCACCUUAUCCUUUCAAAAACAUUAUUCUAUUCGAUUAACGUUUAUUAUUUGUACCUUCUUUGGGAACCCAAAAGGCACAACCAACUUCAACAAAACGCAUACCAACUCUACCUGAAUUCUCAACCUUUCUUGAUCAUACGCAAGUAUUUAUUGUUAAAUAUAGACACAAGAAAAAUAUUAAGAAUAAAAGGCAAUACAGAGAUUGCCUUCUCACAAUAUUGCGUAUUGCGUAUGCAUGCAAAGUGAGGGUAUUUUAUCGUUGGCACACAUGCAUUCUGUGCUGGGAAUUUUGCAUGCUCUCAGGAAGUCAGUUAUUUACAAAGAAGAGAUCAAUAGAGCAUUGCAUAUUCAUAAAUAACAUUCGGUAAAAGAUCUGUAGCAAGGCUGCUGCAUUAUUAUCUACAAGACACCUACAACCUGCUAGCAUCACGUGCCAACGAGUUAUUGCGUUGUAUGCCUUAUUACUCAGUCGAUACCAUCUUCAAUGAAUGGUAUCGAUGAUACGUAAAAAAUAUAAAAUAGUCAUCAAAUAGCAGCAACGCAACAAUUAUCUUCUUCAACCACAAACUCACAGUUACAAAUAAGCAAAAAAAGAAGGUAAUUUAGUACAAAAAUCAAUUCUCUGGCGGCAUUUUAAAGAAGCCUUUCUUCCUCUUUGUCAAGUUCUCAUCACUAGACAGACACAUAAACGCAAGUCGUUGAUAAAUACAUAAACAAAGAUAUAAGGUACCAAGAACCAUUCUGUGAUAUCUAUGUUAACACUUAAAUAAUCGAAAAGACUAAAAAAAUUUUAAGUAUAAGUAUAAAUAAUCUAACUCUGCUCACUGGCUUGUCAGGGCCUGCAGCGUAUUAAAGACAGAAAAUAUAGUUCGACUGAAUCAUUUCCAUCAAACGCAACGAGAAGAAGACAAAGAGACAAAUAAAAUUAAAGCUAAACAAAUCUAUAAGAGAAUUAGCAGGAGAUAGAAGCAUAAGCGUUGAACAAUUAACAAGAAAAUAAGAAGUAAAAGAAGAAUUUGAGCCAUGUCCAGCAAUCCUCAGUGGAAGAAUUUCCAGUCGCCAAUCAUGAACUCUGACCCAGCAAUCCUAGAGUACAAGUCCAUGUCCAUUCCAAGUCCUAAAAUGAUGAGUGGCCAUAAUCAUCAAAGCGCCAACAACUACCGCAAUGGUACAAAUAACUUUGGUGGUGACUUCAUGGACUCGCCGCCUGGGAAAAAUUUGUCUUUCAACAGCAGCUACUCAUCUGGCGCACAAACUUCACCUCGCAAUGGUUCUGCGACAUUUUCCAUUGGCAAUUUUAAUGCAUUUGAAACAAAUUAUUCUGGAGAGCCAGUUAUGACUAAUAAUUCCUCCAGUUAUCAGCCGAAUGAACAAACAAGCAAUCAGGGUCCCAGGGAAACGGGCAUUAUAGAAAAGCUUUUGCACUCGUACGGGUUCAUUCAAUGCUGCGAGAGACAAGCAAGAUUGUUUUUUCACUUUAGCCAAUUUAGUGGCAACAUUGAACACUUGAAAAUCGGAGAUCCUGUGGAAUUCGAAAUGACGUACGAUCGUAGAACAGGCAAGCCCAUCGCUAGUAUCGUUAGCAAAAUUGCUCCCGAAGUGGUUUUGAGUGCGGAACGAGUCAUGGGCACUGUUACGACCGAGCUGCAGUCGAACGGUGAUUCUCAAGGUCGAAUCAGUUACGAGAACAGAGGUGAAUGCUUUUUUCUACCUUAUACCAAAGACGAUGUCGAAGGAAAUGUGACUCUACGCAACGGAGACAGAGUGUCAUUUCAAAUUGCAACAAAUCAGCGCGGCAACUUGGGAGCCUGCCAUAUCAGAUUUGAGAAUCCAGCUCAUCCUGUACAGUAUCGCGGAGUCGUGUGCUCGAUGAAGGAGAGCUUCGGAUUCAUUGAGCGGGCGGACGUUGUGAAGGAGAUUUUCUUCCAUUUUAGCGAAGCCAAAUCUACGAAGGAAGAAUUGAAACUUGGCGACGACGUUGAAUUCAUUAUUCAAACGAGAAAUGUAAAAAGACUUUUGAAAUACUUUUCUUUCGUUCCAGAUCUCAAUAAUAAAUGUAUGAAUUUUCAGGGCAAAGAAGUAGCGUGUAAUAUAACCAAGUUGCCACCAGGUUCUAUUGUUUUUGAAGAAAUUAGCGAUGAAAUUAUCAAGGGACAAGUUUUGAAGCCGCUUGACAAGAGCACACCAGUCAGACAUCAAGCCGAGCCGUUGACAGGACGCAUUCGUCACAGAGCACCCGAUCAUUCCGAGGUUGAAGUUUCGUUUGGUGACAAAGAUCAAAAAGGAGAUUUUACCCUGAAGCACGGAGACUGGGUACAGUUUAGAAUAGCUACGGAUACGAGAGAUCAAUUGAAGCGAGCCACCGAAAUUGAGUUACUGCCCGAAUCAUUUUCCGUGUCCGGUGAACGACGUGAGCAAGGAGUUAUUGUGGCUUUAAAGGACGGUUAUGGUUUUAUUCGUUGCGCCGAGCGCGAACCCAGACUCUUUUUCAAAUUCGGAGAGGUGCUAGAUGUUGAGAGACAAAUAAGCGUUGGCGAUGAAUUUGAAUUCACUGUUAUUCAGGAUCCUUCGUCAUCAUAUGCAAACUCUCGACUCAGUGCUAUUAGAUUAAGGCACUUACCGAAAGGUAGUGUUUCUUUUGAAAGUAUAAUUGAGAUCGAUGUACUGGGAAAGGUAGUCGAAGAAACCAAUGGAACCGAGCGAGGAUUCAUUAGUUAUCAAAAAGAUGACGUGGAAAAAACCAUCAUGUUCUUUUCAAAAGACUGUAUUACAAAAAUUAUUCCAAAACUCAAUGACAAGGUUCAAUUCAGUAUCUGCCAGGUCAAAAGUAACAAAGAGCUUGUCGCUGUAGACAUAUCGCUGCUCAGUCUUACAGGGGAGAAGGUGCAAAACGGCACAAAGAAGACAACAGUGCAAGGAUUCGUUGCUGCACUGAAAGAUGGCUUUGGUUUCAUCGAAACUGUUAAUCACGAUAAAGAGAUAUUUUUCCAUUUUAGCAAUUUCGAGGGAGACGCAAGCACUUUGGAAUUGGGAGCUGACGUUGAAUGCGUGAUCGGCACUGGCAACAACAGUAGUCGCAUCAUCGGUGGCUGCACCGCCGCCGAGACGGUGCGUCUGCUGCCCAAGGGCAGCAUACCGAGGGCCAAAGUUGAGAGCGAGGUGCUCGACGGCACAGUCAUCAGGCCGUUGCGCAGUGCCAAUCCAGAGCAAGUCGAGUACGCCGGCAUGAUCAAAGUCAAUCCCACGAACGAGAACGAAGAGACGCCCGAAUACGAGUUUGGAAUAAUGGGAUUGGCGAACAAGCGCGAACUGUUGCAAUCGGGCGACCCGGUGCAGUUCCAAUUGGACAGCGAGGGCCACGCCUGCAAUAUCGUAGCCGUGAGGAAGAAACGUCGCGCAACCGUCGACGCCGUGAAAGGGCCUUUUGGAUUUUUGGCUUAUGAGGUCGACGAGGGCAAGAAACUUUUCUUCCACAUGAGCGAGGUUUGCGAUAAUGCUAAACUGCAGCCCGGUGACCAAGUCGAAUUCGUGCUUGUCACUAACCAACGUUCUGGCAAAUCCUCCGCUUGCAAUGUGCAGCGACUCAAUGACACAGUGCAGCAACGACCAGAACGAUUGAUCAGCAAGUUACGCACCGUGUCUCUGGAGGAUAACGGGCCAAAAUUAACCGUAGUCAGGCAACCAAAGGGUCCAGAUGGAACUCGCGGUUUUAGUCAAGAAAGAAUUGUACGUAACCCAGGUGCCAUCGACGAAUAAUGUUAACCGAUCUUAUAAUCGAAAGGGGGUCAGAUCCACAGAGAUAAACAAAAAAAACAAUAAUUUCACUACCCGAUUAUGUAUACAUAACUCUUACCCAUAUACUACAUACCUCAUUUGUUUUUUGCACGUGUAGGUAACAAAAAGAUUAUUACGAUUAUUGUAAUUAAUGAACUUCAUUGUUAUUUUUGAUUCAAAUAAUAUGAAAAGUACGCGA
Trichogramma pretiosum is the source of this 4448-nucleotide messenger RNA. RefSeq names its product cold shock domain-containing protein E1 (gene Unr). Lineage: Eukaryota; Metazoa; Arthropoda; Insecta; Hymenoptera; Trichogrammatidae. The transcript is spliced from 10 exons. The coding region runs from base 1499 to 4231 and encodes 910 amino acids. Gene Ontology annotation, molecular function: nucleic acid binding. The record is from RefSeq and is a predicted model, not a curated record.